CACGGAACGACGACACUUUAUGGAAUAUGUGACAUCUUAAGGCCGAAAAUUACAAAUGACGUUGCCUCACUUUCUGAAACUCUCAAGAAAGCAGUUUCACUAAAUAUUCUGAAAUGAUGACUAUGCCUCUGAAACUAUCAAGGAACAAGUUUGAAUAAAUAUUCUGAAAUGGGGGUGACGAGGAUGUCCAGUUGAGCCUGGUUAUGCAGACAUUGCAGCUGGUCACACUUCUUCUUCUCCUCAGAAGUAUCUCGGCCGACAUCCGUCCCCCCCUCUCCCUCGCGCUCCCCCUACCCAAGUUCUCGACCAUGGCCCCCGCGAAGACCACUGAUCCGGAGUUUGAGUUUCUGAACAAUACUGAGUGCACGAAUUGUUCGACUACACGGACGUAUGCCGAGUGGCAGAGUGAUGGGGUAGGAGCGUUGCCGUUUUACCGAGUGAGAAGCGACCUCCACCGGUCCCAUGCGAGAGUCGUCACGAUCCUGGGGUUGUUUGAGCUUACGGUGGGGGGAGUCGACAGGCCAGAGGGGCGGAGCGAGCUGGCCGCUGCGCUGCUGGCCAUCAAACAUAUCAACCAGAGGAAGAUUCUGGGGGACUAUCAGCUCAAAAUGCUCACCAACGAUACUAAGUGUGAUCCUGGGGUUGGAGUGGACACGUACUUCCACGCUCUCUACACACACACUCACACACGCAUGCCCUUCCUGCUGGGUUCAGGAUGUUCACAGGUCACUGAGAGUCUGGCAAAGAUAACACCUUACUGGAACAUGGUACAGGUGUCGUUCGGCUCCCUAUCCCCCGCUCUAAGUGAUCGUCGGGAGUUUCCCCUGUUCUACCGCACAGCAGCUCCAGACUCGUCCCACAACCCAGCGAGGCUAGCCUUCCUCACCAGGUUCAGAUGGGAGACUGUCACAGCUCUGAGUCAAAAUGAGGACGACUACACUUUGGCUGUGAACGACUUGGUAACCCAGCUAGAGCAGGCCAACAUCACUUGCAGGGCAACCAUUACAUUUGCUGAGACUGACUUCAAGGAACAGCUAAACCUACUUAAGGAACUCGAUACAAGAAUAAUAAUCGGAAGUUUUUCCCAUAGAGUUGCUCCGAAAAUAUUUUGUGAGGCCUACAGACUUGGCAUGUUCGGAGCGGACUAUGUGUGGAUGCUGCAUGGAGACACAGAUAGUGGACAGCAGUGGUGGCGUAACCAGACUAUGUGUCCAGCUAGAAACAUGGCCGCGGCUGUGGAGGGUCUCAUCAUCGUGUCCAGCCACAACACCAUCGUAGGCAACAAGCCUUCUGUCUCUGGACUGAGAAAUGAGAGGUUCCUAUCAUCACUACCAGCUCCCCACAGUAACUUUGUCCACCAGACCUAUGAUGCUGUAUGGGCCAUUGCUUUGGCUUUGAGGAACUCACACCUCAAUCUCUCCAUGUUUGAUUACUCAGAGAAACACAUGGCUUUGAGGCUGUUCAACGCCAUGGCCAACCUCAGCUUUUCUGGCAUAUCGGGUCCAGUUUCGUUUUAUGGAGCAGAUAGAGUUGGCGUAUCAGCAUUCCAUAGAGUUCAAGACGGGAAGGUGGUGCGAGUAGCGUUGUACGACCCGUCCACCCCCAUACUAGACUUCCACUGUGCCGGUUGUGUCAGGAUAGCUUGGCAGGGUGACCAUGUUCCCAUCGCCAAGCGGGUGUUCAAACUGCGGGUGGUCACCAUCCAACCUGCAGCCUUCCUAAUAGUCACAUCCCUAGCUUCCGUAGGCAUAACACUGGCCUGUGGCUUCCUCGCUUUCAACCUGUACUUCCGCAGGCUCAAGUACAUAAAGCUGUCCAGUCCCAGGCUCAACAACAUGGCAGUUGUUGGUUCCAUCCUGGUAUACAUGGCUGUUAUUCUGCUGGGUCUUGAUCAUAACACACUGCCUACCAAAGCUGCCUUCCCUACUGUCUGCACGGCAAGGGUGUACCUACUGUCUGCUGGGUUUUCUUUGGCCUUCGGAUCAAUGUUUACCAAAACCUAUAGAGUACAUAGAAUAUUUACUAGGAGUGCUAGUGGAGUGGUGAAAAAUAAGCUCCUUCAAGACACCCAGCUGAUCUCCCUGAUAUGUGUUCUGCUCGUAAUAGACGGACUGAUAGUCACAUUGUGGGUCGCUGUAGACCCAAUGCAAAGACAACUUAGAAAUCUCACCCUGGAGAUCAGCUCCAUAGACCGCAGCGUCGUCUACCAACCUCAGGUCGAAGUAUGCGGGUCGCAGUUCACUCACAGCUGGCUCGGAGCUCUGUACGCUUACAAGGGUCUACUGUUGAUAGUGGGAGUCUAUAUGGCUUGGGAGACAAGGCAUGUCAAGAUCCCAGCGCUCAAUGACUCGCAGUACAUCGGUCUAAGCGUGUACAGUGUUGUGAUCACGUCGGCGCUGGUGGUUGUGUUGGCCAACCUUAUCUCUGAGAGAGCGACUCUCGCCUUUGUUACCAUCACUCUCCUGAUCCUCGCCUCCACGACAACCUCGCUGUGUCUCCUGUUCCUACCCAAGAUACACGCCAUUCUACACCACAGGGACGCCACCGUCGACCCUGUCACCCACAGCAUGGGGCUGAAGAUAGAGUGCAACACCAGGAGAUUCCUCAUAGACGACAGACGAGAGGUCUACUACCGUGUGGAAGUACAGAACAGAGUGUACCGGAGAGAGUUAACAGUUCUCGACAACGAGAUUGCCAAACUGGAGAAGGCCUUGACCAGCGAUACUUCACUGGCUGCAUCUAGCUCUCACUCAUCAGUCGUCUCACGCAAGGCCACUAGCACAGUGUUUCCAACAUCAAACAACAGGACACAGUGGCCCAAACCCCCUCCCACCCACAGAAGAUUGUCCAUCUCAUCACUUGGUAGUUUUAAAAUUUGCCAGUAGCUAUCUUGUAAAUAUACUUUUAUCUAAAGGAACGCCUAAUGUGAAAUAUAUCUGGAAUCAAAUAACAUAAUGAAGAUGUCUAGCUUUUGAGGUAUGUAAAUUUUCUAUAUUGAUACACAUUAUCGGAAAAAAAACUUAAAUAGAAAAAAAAUUCUUAAUCUUUUAAAUAUUAUAGUGAAAAUUAAAAUCUAAAUCCCUGGAAUGUAAUACUGGUUUUGUAUAUCAUACAAAACUGUUUCAAAUUUGUACUCAGUUUUUCAUUACUUUUGGAUGACCCUUAGAUGUAUUUAUAAGUUGUAAUGUAAGAUAGGUUUACA
Molecule: messenger RNA, 3202 nt
Organism: Macrosteles quadrilineatus (aster leafhopper)
Lineage: Eukaryota; Metazoa; Arthropoda; Insecta; Hemiptera; Cicadellidae
Product: gamma-aminobutyric acid type B receptor subunit 2-like
Exons: 19
Coding region: 204-2885 (893 amino acids)
Biological process (GO): gamma-aminobutyric acid signaling pathway; G protein-coupled receptor signaling pathway
Cellular component (GO): membrane; G protein-coupled receptor heterodimeric complex
Molecular function (GO): G protein-coupled GABA receptor activity
Source: RefSeq, a predicted model, not a curated record